CUGAGAAAGCAUCGUGUUUUUCCCACGGCUGUCGGUGAAGUUUAAAAAGUUUACCUGAUGAAGGAAGAGGUGUGAAAAGUAUCGUACGGGAUUUAUAUUAAAUUUAUCGUAGAAGUUUUACUAUGGAAUCGGAUAUUUCUGAUGUCAGCGACGAGGAUAAAAUUUCUGACACAGACGAAAAAGUGGAAAAUUCGUCACCCCUCUUGACAGUUGAACCAUUUGAAGUUGUUCUGAAAGGUGGAAGCCCAUGGGGGUUUACUUUGAAGGGAGGGGUAGAAGUGCGCUCUCCCAUACAGAUAUCGGAGAUAAAGCCAGAGGGAAAGGCAGAUGUGAGUGCCACUUUAAGGCUUGGGGAUUAUGUGCUUGGUGUUAAUGAUGUAAAAUGUGUGUCACUGACCGAGGCGGUCCAGCUGAUCCAGAGUGCUUUCAGAACCCUCACGCUGCUGGUCUGGAGGUAA
Molecule: messenger RNA, 458 nt
Organism: Pecten maximus
Lineage: Eukaryota; Metazoa; Mollusca; Bivalvia; Pectinida; Pectinidae
Product: protein Shroom4-like
Exons: 2
Coding region: 123-458 (111 amino acids)
Biological process (GO): actin filament organization
Cellular component (GO): cortical actin cytoskeleton; apical plasma membrane; adherens junction
Molecular function (GO): actin filament binding
Source: RefSeq, a predicted model, not a curated record